Molecule: messenger RNA, 291 nt
Organism: Microdochium trichocladiopsis
Lineage: Eukaryota; Fungi; Ascomycota; Sordariomycetes; Xylariales; Microdochiaceae
Exons: 2
Coding region: 1-291 (96 amino acids)
Source: RefSeq, a predicted model, not a curated record
AUGUCUGCCCACAACUCCUCCGCGACCGGCUCCAAGAAUGCCACCGGCAUGGCCAGCUCGACCACAACCCCCGCAAACGCCGGGAUCGGCGAGGACGCGCCAAAGGCGUUCGAUGAGCAAGGAGCCAUUGGCAAGCAGUUCACAGAGAAAGGAGCGCUCGGCGGCACGGCCCAGGCGAUUGGCGGCCCGCUGGCCAAGGACGGCGCCAUCGGCAAGCAGUUCACCACCGACGGGGCGAUCGGCGGCUCUGUACAGGACACGCUGGGCGGGACAAAGAAGAAGAGCAAUUAA